AUGCUCUUUGCCAAAGAAAGAUUGCCACUACCAUCACCGACUAAUGGCAUCUGCAUCGUGUACGUAAACUGUGACUUCAUACUGCAGCUGCUGAUCCGCAACGCUAAUCUGCGCGAUCCAGCGAUCGAGAACUAUGUGGCACAGUCAGUCUGUGGCUACAGCGAUGUAACACCGAUGGUUUGCUGUCCAACGUUCAGGUUCGCUCACCAAGACUCAAACACGACAUCCAGCUUCACCAAUCCACCAACCGUUACUACCGCACCCGGGUCCUUCUUUUUCGCGGCCGUUUCAUCCUCUGGAGCUGGUUCUAGCACUGCCGGCCCAACUACCGUAACGUCCAGCAGCACCGGCUCGAACCGGCUCCCAACGAACGAUGCCGACCGUUGUGGCAUGUCGAACGGGACGCACACGCGUGUAGUCGGCGGUGUCGAUGCGCAGCUAAACGCUUGGCCAUGGAUGGCAGCACUUGGCUAUCGAUCGACCUCGUUCGAGCUAAACGCCGGGCCACGGUUUCUGUGCGGUGGUACGCUGAUCACCACACUGCACGUCCUGACCGUGGCACACUGCAUCCAGACGGCGCUGUACUUUGUACGGCUCGGGGAGCACGAUAUCACAUCGGACCAGGACGGUGCCAACCCGGUAGACAUCUACAUACAGCGCUGGGUGGUGCACGAGCGUUACGAUGAGAAAAAGAUCUACAACGAUAUUGCGCUGGUGCUGUUGCAGAAAUCCGUCACCAUUACGGAGGCAGUCCGGCCGAUCUGUUUGCCGCUGGAAGCGAAACAGCGCACCAAGGAUCUAACCUAUUACGCACCGUUCAUUGCCGGGUGGGGAGCGGUCGGGUACAACGGGCCGACCGCUGCCCGGCUGCAGGAGGCACAGGUGGUCGUGCUUCCGGUUGACCAGUGUGCGUUCAACUACAAGCUGUACUUUCCCGGGCAGAUCUUCGAUGACACGGUGCUGUGUGCUGGUUUCCCCCAAGGGGGCAAAGACUCCUGCCAAGGAGAUAGUGGCGGUCCGCUAAUGUUGCCCGAGCUCUCGUCCAACGGCCAGUACUACUACUACACCCUCAUCGGACUCAUCUCGUACGGAUACGAAUGUGCGCGGGCUGGGUUUCCGGGGGUGUACGUGAAAGUGACCGCGUAUCUUCCCUGGAUCGAGGCGAACCUCAACUUCUUACAGCACGCAGCGCCAUUAAACAAGUGUUCCAGUGAUCGCGUCGAUCAAGUAGAGAGUGUGGUUUUAUUUGAAUUUUGUUGCAAAGCAGUGUAUUUAAUCCGUGUGAGCAUAAUGUGGAAGUUAAUGUUCCUUAUUCUUACCUGCCUGGUUAUAAGCCAAGUGCAACCGCAAGCCGGCCGAUCUUGCUAUACCCCGAACGGUCAGAUAGGCGUGUGUCAGGUGUUCCAGUACUGUGCCUCCCUGAUCCAGUUGUACCAGUACAAUCGGAACCAGGAGACGGUAAACUUCCUGCUCGCUUCCCAGCGCAGCUGCGGCAAUCGCAACUUUAACGGCAGCCCAGUGCUCUGCUGCAGCGACGGCGUGCAGUACGAUCCCACUACAACCUCGUCUCCUUUUGUAGAGGUAACGACAGCUCCUCCGACCACGCUGGCACCGCUCCGUACGGCCGACUGCAUCGGGCCGGACAAUCGUGAAGGAUACUGCAUAAAUAUUCGAAGCUGUCCGGAUGUGUUGAAUGAGUUCGUUCAGCGUCAGCGCGACCCACAGUACGUGCAGUACAUCCGCCAGUCGAAUGCCGUGUGCAACUACAUCCAGCCAAACGUGUGCUGCCCGCUGCAGAAGUCAGCUCCGCCUGCACCACCGACCGUACCACCUACUGCACCACCGACGGCUCCUCCACCACCGCCGCCACCGCCACCAGCACCGGUCACCCAGGCUCCACCUGCACCAGCACCGUCCAGCGGGCCGGUUGAGUUGCUAACGCCCGAAACGGGCUGCGGAUACAGCACGGUGCAGCACAACCGUGUGGUCGGCGGUGUUCCGGCCGAACUGAAUGGAUGGCCCUGGAUGGCGCUGGUCGGGUAUAAGAAUACGCUCGGCGAGGUUUCGUUCAAGUGUGGCGGUUCGCUCAUUACCAAGCGCCACGUACUGACGGCGGCUCACUGUAUUCGGCGCGAUCUGUCGUCGGUUCGAUUGGGUGAGCACGAUACGUCCACCGAUGCGGAAACGAAACACAUCGACGUACCCGUCGUUCGCUACGAAUCUCAUCCAUCGUAUGACAAAAAAGACGGACAUACCGAUUUGGCCGUGCUGUACAUGGAGUUUGAGGUGCAGUUCAGUGAUGCGAUCAAGCCCAUCUGUCUGCCCUUGAGCGAGACGAUCCGCAGCAAGAACUUCAUCGGCUACACCCCGUUCGUGGCGGGCUGGGGUCGCACCCAGGAGGGUGGCAAGUCGGCCAACGUGCUGCAGGAGCUACAGAUUCCCAUCAUCGCGAACGACGAGUGCCGCACGCUGUACGACAAGAUCGGGAAGGUGUUUUCGCAGAAGCAGUUCGAUAACGCGGUCAUGUGUGCCGGUGUGAUCGAGGGCGGCAAGGAUUCGUGCCAGGGCGACAGUGGUGGGCCGCUGAUGUUGCCGCAACGGUUCGGUACCGAGUUCCACUACUACCAGGUCGGCAUCGUGUCGUACGGUAUCGGAUGCGCUCGUGCAGAAGUGCCCGGCGUUUAUACGCGCGUGGCCAGCUUCGUCGAUUGGAUACAGCAGAAGGUUGCGGAACCGCUGUAAGGCCCUCUGCGCUGCGUGAAGAUACUCUAUGUUUGUGUUGUUUUCUCUUACGUUUCCAAUAAAUGGUAUUAUUAGUGUUGUGAGUACAAAUGAAAA
This is a messenger RNA of Anopheles arabiensis, 2838 nucleotides long. RefSeq lists its product as uncharacterized. The transcript has 10 exons. The record is from RefSeq and is a predicted model, not a curated record. Gene Ontology annotation, biological process: proteolysis. Lineage: Eukaryota; Metazoa; Arthropoda; Insecta; Diptera; Culicidae. Gene Ontology annotation, molecular function: serine-type endopeptidase activity. Bases 1 to 2742 code for a protein of 913 amino acids.